Gossypium raimondii (Peruvian cotton) is the source of this 3128-nucleotide messenger RNA. Its product is annotated as pentatricopeptide repeat-containing protein At2g27610. Gene Ontology annotation, biological process: RNA modification. The record is from RefSeq and is a predicted model, not a curated record. The transcript has a single exon. Gene Ontology annotation, molecular function: protein binding; zinc ion binding; RNA binding. NCBI's taxonomy places the organism in Eukaryota, Viridiplantae, Streptophyta, Magnoliopsida, Malvales, Malvaceae. The coding region runs from base 271 to 2892 and encodes 873 amino acids.
UAGAGGACGGACAUAGGUAUAAACAUUAAAGACAACUACAAAUUCUGAACAUAACAAGAAUAAUAAUAAUAAGAAGAAGGUUGAUGACACUCUUUGCCUCUUUUCCUAUUGUAUUAAACAUUGGAAACUCCAAUGCCCUUCCACCCUUUUGCCCUUCUAUGAAUUCUACCCUUCAAACCUCACUUUUAUUCUUUUGGUUUUGGCGUUAGGGUCUAAUUUGCUCUAUAUGUGCAGUAUAGUAUAGUAGUUUGAAUUAAAACCUCGGUUAGCAUGACGUCGAGCCUCUCUCUUACGAGAAAUCAAGCAAAACAAUUCCUCAAAACUCUCAACAACCCAUUCCACAAAUUUCUCUCCCUUUUCCAAACCAAUGUGUCGAUCCCUCAACCUCUAGAUCUUUGUGUUGAAUCUGCUUCUUUACGGCACACUCCUCACCUGUUUGAAAAAAGUCCUCAACCAGACCUUGCCCUAUGCAACGGUUUGCUUUUUGACUACUCUCGCAAUAACAACAACAAGGAAGCUCUAAAUCUCUUUUUGGGUAUUCAUAGUUUUGGUUUACCAGUCGAUGGAUCGACCUUAUCCUGUGUUUUGAAGGUCUGUGGAUGUUUGUUUAAUGUCAUAGCUGGAAGACAAGUUCAUUGCCAAUGCUUGAAACUUGGGUUACUUGAGGAUGUCAGUGUAGGGACUUCUCUUUUAGACAUGUAUAUGAAAACAGAGAAUGUGGAAGAUGGUAGGAGAGUUUUUGAUCAUAUGAGGGAAAGAAAUGUGGUUUCUUGGACUUCAUUGCUUGGAGGCUAUGCACAAAAUGGAAUGAAUGAGGAAGUUUUAGAAUUGUUUCUGAUAAUGCAAAUGGAAGGGAUAAAACCCAAUCCAUACACCUUUGCGGCUGUUCUUGGAGCUUUGGCGUCUGAAGGGAUGGUAGAGAAGGGUGUUCAAGUUCAUUGUUUGAUUGUAAAGUUGGGUUUCAAGACAGUAACUUUUGUGUCCAAUUCUUUGAUUAGUAUGUAUUUGAGGUCAGGGAUGGGUAAAGAUGCUAGACUUGUUUUUGAUGGUAUGGCAACCAAGAAUGCUGUGACAUGGAAUUGUAUGAUUUCUGGUUUUGUAACAAAUGGGCUUGAUUUCGCAGCUCUCGAAACAUUUUACGAUAUGAGGCUUGCUGGUGUUAAGUUUACUGAAAUGACUUUUAUUCCUCUUAUUAAGUUAUGUGCUAAUCGUAAGGAAUUGGGUUUUGCAAGGCAGCUUCAUUGUCGAGUUUUGAAAGAUGGUUUUAAUUUCGACCCUAAAAUCAAAACUGCACUUAUGGUGACUUACAGUAAGUGUAGCGAAAUCAACGAUGCAUUCAAGUUGUUCUCAACAAUGCAUGAAGCUCAAAAUGUUGUAUCUUGGACAGCCAUGAUCAGUGGGCACCAGCAGAACGGUGAAAUUCAAGAGGCAGUUAAACUUUUUUGUUUAAUGAACAAGGAAGGUGUUAAACCAAACGAUUUUACUUAUUCUACCAUCCUUACGGCUCAACCAGCUGUUUCUCCUUUCCAAAUACAUGCACAAGCAAUCAAAGCUAAUUAUGAGAAGUCGCCGUCCGUUGGAACUGCUAUUUUAGAUGCUUAUGUUAAGCUGGGAAAUAUUGAGGAAGCUGCUAAAGCUUUCGAACAAAUUGAUGAGAGGGACAUUGUUGCAUGGUCUGCAAUGCUAGCUGGUUAUGCUCAAAUAGGAGACUCUGAGGGAGCUACCAAUAUUUUCAUGCAGCUGGUAAAGGAGGGGAUUAAACCUAAUGAAUUCACCUUUUCGAGUGUUAUAAAUGCCUGUGCAUCACCUACAGCACCUUUCGAACAGGGAAAGCAGUUUCAUGCAUGGUCAAUCAAAUCAAAAUUAAGUGAUGCUUUAUGUGUAUGUAGUGCUCUUAUUACCAUGUAUGCUAAGAGAGGGAAUAUAGAUAAUGCAUAUCAAGUUUUUAGGAGGCAGCAGGAAAGAGAUCUCGCUUCAUGGAACUCAAUGAUCUCUGGAUAUGCACAGCAUGGUCAUGCAAAGAAAGCUCUUGAGAUAUUUGAGGAAAUGCGAAGAGAAAACAUGGAAAUGGAUGAUAUAACAUUUAUUGGUGUCAUUUCUGCGUGUAGUCAUGCUGGAUUAGUGGAUGAAGGUGAAAAGUACUUCAAUGUGAUGAUAGAAAAACACCGUAUUUCUCCAACAAUGCAGCUGUAUUCUUGCAUGGUUGAUCUAUAUAGCCGAGCAGGCAUGCUUGACAAGGCCAUGGAUAUCAUUAACACGAUGCCAUUCCCUGCUGGUGCAACUGUCUGGCGAACUCUCUUGGCUGCCAGCCGUGUUCAUCGCCAUUUAGAGCUCGGGAAACUUGCUGCAGAACAGCUUAUUUCACUUCAGCCACAAGAUUCGGCUGCAUAUGUUCUGCUCUCCAAUAUUUAUGCUGCUGCAGGAAAUUGGCAUGAAAGAAGGAAUGUGAGGAAAUUGAUGGACCAGAGAAAAGUGAAAAAGGAGGCUGGUUACAGCUGGAUUGAAGUUAAGAACAAGACUCACUCAUUCUUGGCCUCUGAUCAUUCUCAUCCCAUGUCAUAUCAAAUUUAUUCAAAACUUGAUGAGCUAAAAAUGCAACUGAAGGACAUGGGGUAUCAACCUGAUACUGAUCAUGUACUUCAGGACAUUGCAGAUGAAGAUAAAGAAACCAUCCUGUCUCAACACAGUGAGAGACUGGCUAUUGCUUUUGGGUUGAUUGCUACUCCUCCCGGAACAGCACUUCAGAUCGUUAAGAACCUUAGAGUAUGCGGAGACUGUCACACUGUUAUUAAGUUGAUAUCACUGAUUGAAGGAAGAGAUAUAGUUGUUAGGGAUACAAACCGGUUCCACCACUUCAAAGCCGGUAGCUGUUCUUGUGGUGAUUACUGGUAACCAUCUAUCGUUGCAGCUUGCAACUUCCGAAGUGUUACUCCAUUCAUCUAGGUGCAACAAAGGGCAGAAAUAUAACAUAAAUCUCAUGUGCUAGGGAUGGCAAUUCAACCCUAUUUAUGCAUACGAGUCAGCCCUGGUAGAGUGAUGGUUGCUGAGCAGUAAGGCUUACAUUUAUCAGAGGCAAAGUGACGGUUGCAUGUGUUCCUGAUUUUGCAUUCAGUGAACAUGUUUGACGA